UCCCUUUUAGAUUUUGUAUUAUAAAUAGUUAUUGGGUUUGGAUUAACCGUUAUAUAGUGCAGAUUUUGCAAACAAAAGGUAGAAUCUUUUGGAGAUUUUUGGAGUAGCUUUUUCUACUUGGUAAUUUGGAAAUAGGUUUUGCUAGAUCCAUUGGAAGGAAAAGUGUAGCUUUUUUCCAAAAAUAUGGAAGAUUUUAAUAGUGCUCAUAUAUCUUCUCUUGAAACUCUUCCUCAUGAUAUUCUGUUACGUGUUUUGUGUGGUGUUGAGCAUGAUGAUUUGGAGCAGCUUUUUUAUGUGUCCAGAACAAUUAGAAAAGCGACACUAAUUGUGGAGGAAUUACAUUUUAAUUUUAGCACACCAAAAAAUUAUCACAUUAAAGUUAAAAGUCCAAAAGCACCAUUCAUCGGAAAACAACCAAGAGAGGAGUCAAAGUUCAAUUUGGAGGACUUCACCAAAAAAAGAAAAAAGAUCAAUAUGAAGAAACUAAAUGAUAUCUCGACGAUAUUGUUUUGUACCGCAAGUUGAAUAGACCACGAAGAUUAUGAAUAGAUAUUCUAGUUAAGAAUUGAUUUAGUUGAAAAUUAGAGAGUAUGAAUUAGUAUUAACUUGUUAUCCAAGGAUGAUGUUGCCAUAUUAUUUCACACCGUAUAUAUUCACUAGCAAGUUUC
Molecule: messenger RNA, 668 nt
Organism: Trifolium pratense (red clover)
Lineage: Eukaryota; Viridiplantae; Streptophyta; Magnoliopsida; Fabales; Fabaceae
Exons: 3
Coding region: 184-525 (113 amino acids)
Molecular function (GO): protein binding
Source: RefSeq, a predicted model, not a curated record